Messenger RNA from Spea bombifrons (plains spadefoot toad), 1703 nucleotides. RefSeq names its product adenosine deaminase. Gene Ontology annotation, cellular component: cytosol; external side of plasma membrane. Gene Ontology annotation, biological process: T cell activation; negative regulation of adenosine receptor signaling pathway; inosine biosynthetic process. Gene Ontology annotation, molecular function: adenosine deaminase activity. Lineage: Eukaryota; Metazoa; Chordata; Amphibia; Anura; Pelobatidae. The record is from RefSeq and is a predicted model, not a curated record. The transcript has 11 exons. Bases 230 to 1312 code for a protein of 360 amino acids.
CAGCCUAAUUACUCCUCCAUAGAUAUUAUCUCUUUACAUGUCAGCGUGGCCAGGGAAGGUUAUUAAAGGCUGAGCUGAUCUUAGCAUGUCAUGCCUGACAAAUAGAAUGAGAGGAGGGGAGUAACUGGGGCUGGACUAAGGCUUGCCUUUAAUACAGUCUGCAGGCUAGAGUAGUAUUCACACAAUCUGCCAGCCAGCAAAGCAGAAGAAGGAACUCAACAUAUUCAGCAUGGAAAACAAGACUUCUCCUUUUAACAAACCAAAGGUUGAACUUCAUGUGCAUUUAGAUGGAAGCAUCAAGCCUGAAACCAUUUUAUAUUUUGCCAAGAAGAGAGAGAUUAAGCUCCCAGCAGACACUCUCGAGGACCUUUUGCAACAUGUUUCGUACCAAGAACCCCUCAGCCUCACAGAAUUCCUCGCCAAAUUUAAUAUUUACAUGCCUGCUAUUGCGGGUGACAGAGAAGCGAUAAAAAGAAUUGCCUACGAAUUUGUCGAAAUGAAAUCCAAAGAAGGAGUGAUUUACGUUGAGGUCAGAUAUAGUCCUCAUUUUCUGGCCAACUCCAAAGUGGAUCCCAUCCCCUGGGGCCAGAAAGAGGGUGACGUGACGCCCGACGAAGUGGUUAACCUCGUUAAUCAGGGAUUACGGGAAGGAGAGAAAGCGUUUAACAUCAAAGCCAGGUCUAUUCUAUGCUGCAUGCGUCACAUGCCAAAUUGGUCGGCCGAGGUGGUGGAGCUUUGUAAGAAAUACAAAAAUAACACGGUUGUUGCCAUUGACCUUGCCGGAGACGAGUCGCUGGACUGCGAGGCAUACCCCGGGCACAGAAAGGCUUACGAGGAGGCAGUGAAGUCUGGCGUCCAUCGGACAGUCCACGCCGGGGAAGUAGGACCGCCACGAAUUAUUAAGGAGGCCAUUGAGGUGCUGAAGGCGGAACGCAUCGGGCACGGAUACCACAUUAUCGAGGAUCCAGUCCUCUACAGAGAGCUGCUGGACAAGAACAUGCACUUUGAGACAUGUCCUUGGUCCAGCUACCUAACUGGUGCUUGCAAUCCAGAUUUCACAAGACACCCAGUAAGACAAUUCAUGGAAGAUAAAGCAAACUACUCCUUAAACACAGACGACCCUCUAAUUUUCAGGUCUACCUUGGAUCUUGAUUAUUCCAUUGCAGUCCAGCACAUGAAGUUCACCGAGGAAGAGUUCAAGAGAGUGAAUAUUAAUGCCGCAAAAGCCAGCUUUCUACCGGAGAACGAGAAGAAGGAAUUACUCUAUCAGUUGUACGAAGCUUACGGAAUGCUGGUGUCAACCGGACUGUGAACAUGACCUUUCCACCUUCGUCAAAACCCAAGAUCCUCCAGCCUUUAGACAAACACACGCACUCUUCCUAUGUUUAUUUACUGCCCAUUCAAUAUGUCAUCAGGAUGGAUAUCUUCAUUUUUACACUUUUUACUUAAAUCAAGUAUAGUUCAGGCUGGUACUGAAAGGGGUCCAAGUGCCUCCACCAGUUCAUGUUCAGUGCAUCCUCAUCAUGGCCUUGGGUCUCAUAAGGUUAACAACGUACUGAGCUGUGUUUUUUUUGCGCGUUUGUGGCUUUGGUUGAGUAAUACAGCAGUUAGAAAGGUUUUAAUAAAGAGCCUCAAGCCAACGAACAAUAAAUUAAGAUUAGUCCAUAAUAAAACUCAGCUCCCUGACAUGUGUAGAACAUUCA